AUGGCUGCCUUCGGCUCAUUCUCCAAGCCCCUCGGUAGGCUCGGACAAGAGACCUUCCUCAAGACCUUGACAGCGACCCCAUCCAGGACACCAUCAGGAAGACAACCGGAAGCUCAUGGCCAUCACUACCGACAUCCGGCCGACCAGCCGCCACCUGGGUGGUACCGGGGCCGCGGCGGGCAAAGCGUUGCUGUGACGACGGACGAGCGCGUGAUCCAGGUGGGCGGCAGCCUGUACCUGCGCAGCGCCCAGCUGGAGGACUCUGGCCGCUACACCUGCGUCGUCAACAACAGCGUGGGCAGCGAGCGCGCCUCCACCUCGCUGCUCGUCACCAAGCAGCUGUCGGCCUACAUGAGCCCGCAGGUGCAGGUCGUGGACGUGGGGAAGACGGCGCUGUUCAACUGCACGACGGACGGCCACCCCAAGCAGUCGGUAGUCUGGCUCAAGGACGCGCAGCUGCUCACCCCCUCCAGCAGGGUGCGCCUGCUCGCCUCAGAGACGCUGAAGAUUGUACACGUGGAAAGAUCAGAUAGGGGAAUGUACCAGUGCGUCGUGUCCAAUGCGGAAGAAACGGCCCAAGGGACGGCUCAAUUGAAGCUCGGUGACGCGGCGCCGGUGCUGCUGCGCACGUUCGCGAACGCGACGCUGGCGCCCGGCUCUGCGUGGUCGGCGCAGUGCGAGGCGUCGGGCUCCCCGGCGCCCGCCGUCUCCUGGGCGCUGGACGGCGCGCCGCUCGAGUCGUCGCCGGGCGGGGAGCGCGUCGCCGUCAGCAACCGCGUCACCGCCGACGGCGUCCUCAGCUACCUCAACGUGUCCGCCCUGGCGCCAGAGCACGGCGGCCGCUACGCCUGCUCCGCCACCAACGCCGUCGGCUCCGUCACGCACCAGGCGUACCUGUACGUGCUUGGCCCACCGUACAUCAAACCGAUGCAGGACAGGAGAGUAGUUGCCGGAACGACUGUCACGUUCAACUGCUACGUCACGGGGUACCCAAUCAGCAGCAUUUACUGGGAGAAAGAUGGAAGACCCCUCACCGAUACCCACCGUCAAACCCUGUUCCCAAACGGAACUCUUCUAAUAAACGACGUUCGUAAAAUGGAUGAUGAAGGAGGAUACGUCUGCGUAGCAAGAAAUCCAGAUGGGGACACCGCCAGGAGGAAACUGAAUGUUCAAGUUAUGGAAGCUCCAGAGAUAGACCCGAUAAUGGUGAAACCAAAUCUUCAAAGAGGAAUGCGAAUCCAUCUGACGUGUAUAAUCAGUAAAGGAGAUUUUCCUGUGGCAAUUCACUGGCUAAAAGACGGAAAAGCGGUUCCUCACGGACAAAGCAUCACCGAAAAGACUAUAGAUGAUUACUCAAGCACUCUGAGCUUCAACGGACUCGUAGUGAAGCAUUCUGGAAACUAUACCUGCCAAGCAUCGAAUGCGGCAGCCGUCACUAAUUACACAGUAUCAGUAGUAGUGAAUGUCCCUCCAACAUGGCGGCAUGAGCCUAACGACACAGAGGUUGUGCUAGGGAGCAGCCUCAUGGUGGACUGUGCAGCGGACGGGUCGCCCUUACCAAGUAUCCUCUGGAGGAAGGAGUCUCCAGUACCAAGGUCUCCAUUCCAAAACAUCCAAAGAGCUGAAAAUUUCAAAGUUCUUGAGAAUGGGAGCCUAUGGAUACAGCAUGUACUUCUAGAGGACAAAGGUUACUAUGUCUGUGAAGCUAGUAGUGGCAUCGGGCUUGGUUUGAGCAAGGGAAUCUACAUCACCGUACAUGUACCAGCAAGAUUUUCCUCGGAAUUUCGUAAUGUAACUGCGAAGAAAGACAGCACUGCAAUACUGGACUGUGUAGCCGAGGGAGAUAAGCCAUUAAAAGUGCAGUGGAUUCAAGCAAACCGCUUAGUCCAACCGAAUCACGUUAAACUAGAUAUCAAGGAGGAGCAUUUAGAUUUUGGACUGCGUUCAAAAAUGACAAUAAAGCAUGUUCAACGGGACGACACUGCUACCUGA
Molecule: messenger RNA, 1992 nt
Organism: Schistocerca nitens (vagrant locust)
Lineage: Eukaryota; Metazoa; Arthropoda; Insecta; Orthoptera; Acrididae
Product: Down syndrome cell adhesion molecule-like protein Dscam2
Exons: 12
Coding region: 1-1992 (663 amino acids)
Biological process (GO): cell-cell adhesion
Cellular component (GO): cell-cell junction
Molecular function (GO): cell adhesion molecule binding
Source: RefSeq, a predicted model, not a curated record